AUCCCCAGCCCUCCGCGCGCCCUCCACGGCUCGCGGUCGCCGGACUCCGGCCCUCCGCACCCCUCUCCCCGCCCUCUUCACCCUGAUCCCCAGCACUCCCCUCCCCACUCUCUCCAUCCCGAUCGCCGGCCUUCCGCACACCCUUCCCGCUGUCGGCGUCCGGAUCCUCGGGCCCUCAUCUUUGAACCUCUGCUCCCCUCACCUCCCGGCCCCUGGCUCUUCCCGACCCGGGCACCCGGUGCCUGGGUCUCCGGCGGUCCGCACUGCGCCUCCCCCACGCCGCGGCUCUCAGCGCUUUGUCCCGGGUGUGCCUUCCUUUUUCCCCCGCACCACCCUUGCCUCCGCCACCCCCCGGCUCUCGGCACCCGGGCCCUCCGCGCCGACCUCCACCCCCAACCCCGCCUAGCCCCUCCGCGCUGUGGCCCUCGGCGGGUGCCCGGCCACCGAGCUGGUGGUGUGGGGUGCCCUGCGGCCGCCAGGCUCCGGCUCCGCCCGCGCGAGGUCGCGUCCCCGCUCUGGGCCUGGCCGGGCGUCUGGCUUGGCCCCUCCCGUCCUCACAGUCGGUGCAGUUCUGAAAGCCCCCGAAGGCGCAGCCGGCUUCAGGCCUUAGGUUUAGGCGAGGUACCGGGAGGGAGAGGGGUGUGGGGCGGGGACGGAGGGGCCGGGCUGCGCGGAGCCUGCCCACGCUUAGCCUGCACGCGGGGUCCGAGCGGCGCAAGAUCUCGCUGGCACCCCACGCUUAAGUGGGAUACUCAGCUGUGGUCCUGGACUCGUGUCAGCCUUGCCUCAAGCGUGAACAUAGAUGGGUGCCCUUUAAGCGGGGGGCAGGCAGCCUAGGCCAGGGACCUCUGGGAGAGGAUGGUGACCCCCUGGCGCUUCUCCGUCAGAGUCUGCUUGUCGCACCUGAGGGGUUUGGAGCUCCGAAAAGAACUCGGCCUUUUAAGAUCAUCUGGAUGCUCUCGUAAUGCCAGACUCUGUUGGCUUCUGCUUGGUACUUUACCCAAACUUAUCUCAGCCUAUGGGGACACUGGUGAGGGGGCUCCUGAGAGUGUGUGCCAGCGAAGAGCCGGCUGGAGUGACCUAGCUGAAAAUGGGCCUCUGGAGAGAGUCUCCCAAGGGGGGCGGCUAGGAUGCCUCUUUCUGCACCUCCGUAUCUGGCUCCGGGCUGGGGCUCUCUUGAUGAAAUUCUUCCCCCUCCUGCUCUUCUACCCCCUCACCUACCUGGCUCCCAGCGUCUCCAGCCUGUGGCUCUACCUGCUUCUGAAAGCCACAGAGACCUCAGGCCCAUCAUACAUCAAACUGGGCCAGUGGGCCAGCACCCGGCGCGAUCUCUUCUCAGAGGCUUUCUGCGACCAGUUCUCCAAGCUGCAUGUCCGGGUGACCCCCCACCCUUGGACUCACACUGAACGCUUCCUGCGCCAGGCAUUUGGGGAAGACUGGGGGAGGGUCCUCUGCUUUGAGAAGAAGGAACCUGUGGGUUCAGGCUGCGUGGCCCAAGUGUACAAAGCACGUGCCAAUCCCACCUUCCUGGAGCAUGACAGCGUCCAGAGACUUGCUAAGGCCUCCCACCUGCAGGCUUCUUCAGAAGCGGGGCCAGUCGGGAGGCUGGGAGAGCUCUUUGGCCCCCCGGGGAAGGGGUGGGGGUUUCAAGGAAGUCUUGCUGACCAGUCAUUUCUAGAAAGGCUGCUUCUCCCUAAAGCUGACCCGGUUGGAUCAAAUGCAGUCGUGUCUCAGUCCUCAGCACCUGCCCACCAGCCUGAGCCGGAUCACCUCAUCCCCGUGGCAGUGAAAGUGCUGCACCCUGGCUUGCUAGCUCAGGUGCAGAUGGACCUGCUCCUGAUGAAGAUGGGCAGCCGAGUCCUUGCGCUUUUGCCGGGAAUCAAGUGGCUUAGUUUGCCUGAGAUCGUGGAGGAAUUUGAGAAGCUCAUGGUCCAUCAGAUCGACCUGCGUUACGAAGCCCAGAAUCUAGAACACUUCCAGUGCAACUUCCUGAAUGUGAAUUCUGUCAAAUUCCCCACCCCUCUGCGUCCCUUUGUCACCAGGGAUGUCUUGGUGGAGACGUACGAAGAGAGCGUGCCUGUGUCCAGCUACCAGCAGGCGGGGAUUCCCACUGACUUGAAGAAGAAGAUUGCACGGCUGGGGAUCAACAUGCUCCUGAAGAUGAUAUUUGUGGACAACUUCGUCCACGCGGACCUCCACCCUGGGAACAUCCUGGUCCAGGGUGCCGACGGUCUUUCCGGGAGUCCAGAGGCACAGCUGCAGCAGGUGGGGGUCUGUGACGCGCUGGUGGGGGCCACGCCGCCCGCCUGCCGCCCGCUGCGCCUGGUGCUGCUGGAUGCCGGCAUCGUGGCAGAGCUGCGGGCUGCCGACCUGAGCAACUUCCGCGCCGUUUUCAUGGCUGUGGCGAUGGGGCAGGGCCAGAGAGUGGCCGAGCUCAUCCUGCAUCAUGCCCGGGCCAGCGAGUGCAGGGACGUGGAGGGGUUCAAGGCUGAGAUGGCCACACUGGUGACCCAGGCCAGGAAGAACACCAUCACCCUGGAAAAGCUUCAAGUUUCCAGCCUCUUGUCGAAUGUCUUUAAGUUACUGAUGACGCACAAGGUAAAACUAGAGAGCAACUUUGCCUCCAUCGUGUUCGCCAUCAUGGUGUUAGAGGGGCUUGGCCGCUCACUGGACCCCAAACUGGACAUCCUGGAGGCAGCAAAGCCCUUCCUUCUGAAAGGACCAGCGUCCUCCUGCUGACCACAGCAGUGGGCAUGCAGUGGGCCUUCAUCUGAGACCUGAAGGCCACUCCCAACCGCCUCUCCUGUGGCAGCUUGAACAUUUUAAAAUUGGGAUGCAUGGAAGGCAUACCAGUAUUUUUCAUUCUGACUUGGUUUCAGGGGUCUGUUUUAAAAGCUUUGGGUUAUUUGGGGAAGUGAAGGGAGGGAAGAGCCCUAGCCAUUCAGUCGUGGAAGCUGGGCCUGGUGUCGGGGAAGACUAUUUCAGGGAAAAUGUUCUGUGGAGAAGGACAAAUAAACUUAGUUAUUUUGUUUUCUC
Messenger RNA from Callorhinus ursinus (northern fur seal), 3036 nucleotides. It is a transcript of the gene ADCK2, whose product is annotated as aarF domain containing kinase 2. The record is from RefSeq and is a predicted model, not a curated record. Gene Ontology annotation, cellular component: mitochondrion. Lineage: Eukaryota; Metazoa; Chordata; Mammalia; Carnivora; Otariidae.